GACAGCAGCUGGAGUCAGUCGGUCUUCGGUGGAGCUGCGUGACCUGGGCUACAGGGGCCGGCAACUGGAGAAGCGCUUCUCAGCCGUCAACUACCGGGAGGAUCGUCGGACAAAUGCAGUAGUAGCUCCCAGAACCGAGAUGCACUAACUAAGAAGAAAUAUUUUGAGAAAACGCCCUGGCUGGAUCACACAGACUGAAGUGUAGCGUUCAAGUAUUAGGUGUUUAUUUCGCAAACUGCAGGAUGCGCGGAUAAGCAGAAGGGACUGAACGAAUGACGCUUUGCACGGUGGCUGAAUAAAGAGCAGGCAGUCGAGUGAGAGAGAGAGAGAUAUAACCGCGGACAUGGCUGACAGAACGGCUCCGAACUGUCACCUGCGACUCGAGUGGGUCUACGGCUACCGCGGACACCAGUGCCGCAACAACCUGUACUACACCGCCGCCAAGGAGAUCGUGUAUUUCGUGGCCGGCGUGGGGGUGGUUUACAACACGAGGGAGCACAAGCAGAAAUUCUACUUGGGUCACAACGAUGACAUAAUCAGCCUAGCCUUGCACCCUGAGCGCGUCCUGGUGGCCACCGGCCAGGUGGGCAAGGAACCUUACAUCUGCGUGUGGGAUUCGUACACGGUACAGACGGUGUCCAUCCUCAAGGACGUGCACACGCACGGCAUAGCCUGCUUGGCCUUCGACCUCGAUGGACAGUGCUUGGUGUCAGUGGGCUUGGAUUCAAAGAACACGAUCUGUGUGUGGGACUGGAGGAGAGGGAAGGUUCUUGCAGCAGCCCCUGGACACACAGACCGGAUAUUUGACAUAUCAUGGGACCUUUACCAGCCAAGCAAGCUAGUGAGCUGUGGUGUGAAACACAUAAAGUUUUGGAGCUUGUGUGGUAACGCCUUGACCCCCAAGCGCGGAGUCUUCGGGAAGACGGGGGACCUGCAGACCAUUCUAUGCCUGGCCUGUGCACGUGAUGAGAUCACAUACUCGGGGGCACUGAAUGGUGAUAUUUACGUCUGGAAGGGGACCAACCUGGUGCGGAGCGUCCAGGGCGCCCACGGGUCAGGGAUUUUUAGUAUGAACGCCUGUGAGGAGGGCUUCGCCACAGGGGGCCGGGAUGGCUGCGUCCGCCUGUGGGAUCUGAAUUUCAAACCAAUUACGGUGAUUGAUCUCAGGGAAACAGACCAAGGCUAUAAAGGGCUCUCGGUGCGCAGCGUCUGCUGGCGCGGUGACCACAUUCUUGUGGGCACCCAGGACAGCGAGAUCUUCGAGGUGGUUGUCCACGACCGCACCAAGCCCUUCCUCAUCAUGCAGGGCCACUGUGAGGGUGAACUGUGGGCACUAGCCGUGCAUCCAACCAAGCCCCUGGCCAUGACUGGCAGUGAUGACCGCUCUGUCAGGAUAUGGAGCCUCGUUGACCAUGCGCUCAUCGCUCGCUGCAACAUGGAGGAGCCUAUCCGGUGCGCAGCUGUUAGCACGGAUGGCAUCCACCUGGCACUUGGCAUGAAGGAUGGCUCCUUCACUGUCCUGCGUGUCAGGGACAUGACGGAGGUGGUGCACAUCAAGGACCGUAAGGAGGCCAUCCACGAAUUGAAGUACUCCCCCGAUGGGGCUCACCUGGCUGUGGGCUCCAACGAUGGCCUGGUGGACAUCUAUGGGGUGGUACAGCGCUACAAGAAGGUGGGCGAGUGCGCAGCCUCUGGCAGCUUCAUAACACACAUGGACUGGUCCGCUGACAGCAAGUACCUGCAGACCAACGACGGUGCCGGCAAGAGGUUCUUCUAUAGAAUGCCAAGUGGCAAAGAGGUCACCAACAAGGAGGAGAUUAAGAUGGUGCAGUGGGCUACGUGGACCUGUGUCCUGGGACCAGAGGUCAAUGGCAUUUGGCCCAAGUAUUCCGAAAUCAAUGACAUUAACUCUGUGGAUGCCAACUUCAACAAUCAAGUACUCGUGACAGCUGAUGAUUAUGGAUUAGUAAAGCUUCUACGGUACCCUUGUGUAAGGAAAGGUGCAAAGUUUAAAAAAUAUUUAGGUCAUUCUGCCCAUAUAACCAACGCCAGGUGGUCGCAUGACUACCAGUGGGUGAUUACUAUUGGUGGAGCCGAUCACUCUGUAUUCCAGUGGAAGUUCAUCCCAGAAAGAAAACCUAAAGAUGCCCUUCACAUAGCUCCCCAAGAGACGCUGGUGGACUCCAACAGUGAAGAGUCUGACUCAGACCAAUCCGACGUUCCUGAGAUGGACUCUGAAAUUGAGCAGGAGACUCAGCUCACUUACCGGCGCCAGGUUUACAAAGAAGAUCUACCUCAGCUUAAAGAGCAGUGCAGGGAAAAGCACCGGGCAACGUCCAUCAAGAAGCGGGAGAGGGCACCGACAAGUGCUCUGAAGCUCCACUUCAUUCAUGGCUACAGGGGCUACGACUGCAGGAGUAACCUGUUCUACACCCAGACUGGGGAAAUUGUGUACCACGUGGCGGCAGUUGGGAUCAUUUAUAAUCGGCAGCAGAACACACAGCGCUUCUACCUUGGUCAUGAUGACGACAUCCUCUGUCUUGCCAUCCACCCCCUGAAGGACUAUGUAGCCACUGGACAGGUUGGGCGAGAUUCCUCAAUCCACAUAUGGGACACAGAAAUGCUGAAACCAAUGUCAGUACUAAAGGGAUAUCAUCAGUACGGGGUGUGCGCUCUGGAUUUUUCCGCUGAUGGCAAACGUCUGGUGUCCAUUGGGCUGGAUGAUAAUCACACCAUCAUCCUGUGGGACUGGAGGAAGGGAGAAAAGCUCUCAGCCAUCAGGGGAAGCAAGGACAAGAUUUUUGUUGUCAAAAUUAACCCGUAUAUGCCUGACAAGCUCAUCACCGCCGGAAUCAAACACAUGAAGUUCUGGCACAAAGCAGGCGGAGGUCUGAUUGGGCGGAAGGGGAACAUGGGCAAGACCGAGACCAUGAUGAGUGCGGUUUAUGGCUGGACGGAGGAGAUGGUGUUCUCAGGGACAUGCACAGGGGACAUUUGCAUUUGGAGGGACAUGUUUCUAGUGAAGACGGUGAAAGCGCAUGAUGGACCUGUUUUCAGCAUGCAUGCCCUGGAAAAGGGUUUUGUGACGGGAGGGAAGGAUGGGGUGGUGACUCUGUGGGACGACACCUUUGAGAGGUGCCUAAAAACCUACGCAAUUAAGAGGGCUGUUUUAGCCCCUGGCUCCAAAGGACUGCUCCUGGAGGACAACCCCUCCAUACGUGCCAUAUCGCUCGGCCAUGGCCACAUCCUAGUUGGGACCAAAAAUGGUGAGAUCCUUGAGGUGGACAAAAGCGGCCCCGUCACCUUGUUAGUCCAGGGUCACAUGGAGGGUGAGGUGUGGGGCCUGGCGAGCCACCCCCACCUGCCGCUGUGUGCCACGGUCAGCGAUGACAAGACCUUGCGCAUAUGGGACCUCUCCCCCAGCCACUGCAUGCUGGCUGUGCGCAAACUCAAGAAAGGGGGGCGCUGCUGCUGCUUUUCUCCGGAUGGCAAAGCCUUGGCUGUGGGACUGAAUGACGGCAGCUUCCUCAUCGUCAAUGCUGACACCCUGGAGGACCUGGUGUCCUUCCACCAUCGCAAGGAUGUCAUCUCCGAGAUCCGCUUCUCACCAGGGGCAGGUAAAUACCUUGCUGUGGCCUCAGCUGACAGCUUUGUGGACAUCUACAACGUAAUGAGCAGCAAACGAGUGGGCGUCUGCAAGGGCUCCCUCAACUGUAUCACCCACCUGGACUGGGACAGGAGAGGGAAGCUGCUGCAGGUCAACACAGCGGCAAAGGAGCAGUUAUUUUUUGAAGCUCCCCGUGGCAGGAGGCAGAUGAUUCCCCCCACAGAGGUGGAGAAGAUCGACUGGAGCACAUGGACCUGCGUACUCGGAACAUCCUGCGAGGGCAUUUGGCCAAUUUUCAGUGAUGUCGCAGAGGUGACCUCUGCCUGUCUGAGUAGUAACAGGAAGGUGUUGGCGACCGGCGACGACCUGGGUUACGUGAAGCUGUUCAGGUAUCCUGUAAAGGGGAAGUAUGCCAAGUUCAAGCGCUACGUGGCCCACAGCACGCACGUGACCAACGUGCGAUGGACGCAUGACGACACCCUGCUGGUGACCGUGGGCGGCGGGGACACCUGCCUGAUGAUCUGGAGCCACGAAUGUGAUGGUCACAGGGAGACUCGACAGGGCGACAGCGAAGAGUCAGACAUCGAAAGCGAGGAUGAUGGGGGUUAUGACAGUGACGUGACGAGAGAAAACGAGAUCAACUACACCAUCAAGGCCUUAUCCACCAACCUGCGGCAGAUGUGUGGAGUCAAACCCCACCUGCAGCAGAAAGAGCCGUCUGUGGACGAGAGGCAGGGAGUGGUAAGAGGGUCCAGACCACCAGUAAGCAGAGCUCUGCCCCAGCCAGAGAAACUACAAACUAACAAUGUGGGCAAGAAGAAGAAGCCCAUAGAGGACUUGGUGCUGGAGUUGGUGUUUGGCUACCGUGGCAACGACUGCCGUAAUAAUGUCCACUACUUGAACGAUGGAGCAGACAUCAUCUACCACGCGGCCUCGGUCGGCAUUGUCCUCAACCUUACAACAGCCUGCCAGAGCUUUUACCUGGAACACAGCGACGACAUCCUGUGCCUGACCAUUAACCAGCAUCCCAAGUUUCCCAACGUGGUGGCAACUGGCCAAGUAGGUGAUUCUGGUGACAUGUCAGCCACCUCCCCGUCCAUCCACGUGUGGGACGCCAUGAACAAGCAAACCCUGUCAGUGUUGCGCUGCUACCACUCACGCGGGAUUUGCUCCGUAAGCUUCAGUGCCACCGGGAAGCUGCUGCUAUCUGUGGGACUAGACCCUGAGCAUACCAUCACCGUCUGGAAGUGGCAGGAAGGUGCCAAGGUGGCGAGCCACGCCGGCCACACGCAGCGCAUCUUUGUGGCGGAGUUCCGACCCGACUCAGACACACAGUUUGUGUCAGUGGGGAUCAAGCACGUGCGGUUCUGGAGCCUUGCGGGCCGGGCCCUGCUCAGCAAGAAAGGGGUACUGAGCUCCAUCGAGGAUUCCCGCAUGCAGACCAUGCUCUCUGUGGCUUUUGGAGCUAAUAACUUGACAUUUACAGGUACCAUAAGUGGGGAUGUGUUUGUGUGGAAAGAACACAUUCUAGUGCGAAUCGUGGCUAAAGCCCACACAGGCCCCGUGUUCACCAUGUACACUACUCUGAGGGAUGGGCUCAUCGUCACCGGAGGGAAGGAGAGGCCGUCCAAGGAGGGGGGUGCCUUGAAAUUGUGGGACCAGGAACUGAAGCGCUGCCGGGCCUUUCGCCUGGAGACGGGGCAGAUCAUUGACUGCGUGCGCUCCGUAUGCAGGGGAAAGGGUAAGAUCCUGGUGGGCACUCGCAAUGCCGAGAUCAUCGAGGUAGGCGAGAAGAAUGCCGCGUGCAACAUCCUUGUGAAUGGACACAUGGACGGGCCAAUCUGGGGUCUGGGCACACACCCCACCCGCGAUGUGUUUCUGUCAGCUGCCGAGGAUGGCACAGUGCGCCUCUGGGACAUCCCUGAGAAGAAGAUGCUGAACAAGGUAAACCUGGGACACCCUGCCCGCACAGUCUGCUACAGCCCUGAGGGUGACAUGGUGGCCAUCGGCAUGAAGAACGGCGAGUUCAUCAUUCUGCUGGUGACCUCGCUCAAGAUCUGGGGCAAGAAGAGAGACCGACGGUCUGCUAUUCAGGACAUCAGGUUCAGCCCAGACUCACGGUACCUGGCAGUGGGCUCCAGCGAGAACGCGGUGGAUUUCUACGACCUCACACUGGGGCCGACGCUCAACCGCGUCAACUGCUGCAGGGACGUGCCCAGCUUUGUCCUGCAGAUGGACUUCUCUGCCGACAGCUGCUACAUCCAGCUGUCCACUGGUGCCUACAAGCGGCUUGUGUAUGAGGUGCCUUCGGGAAAGCAGGUCACUGAGCAGGCAGUGGUUGACAGGAUCACCUGGGCCACGUGGACUAGUGUCCUAGGGGACGAGGUGGUGGGAAUUUGGUCCCGCAAUACUGAUAAAGCGGACGUUACCUGUGCCUGCGUCUCCCAUUCCGGCCUCAACAUCGUCACAGGCGAUGACUUUGGAAUGGUAAAGCUGUUUGACUUUCCAUGUCCAGAAAAGUUUGCCAAACACAAGCGUUUUCUGGGCCAUUCUGCCCACGUGACAAACAUCCGCUUCACAAGCGGGGACCGCUACGUUGUCAGUGCGGGGGGUGACGACAGAAGCCUGUUUGUCUGGAGGUGCAUUCACACCCCCCACUAGGGGGUAAUGCGGGUGCCAUCGCCGCAUCUCAGGGGCUGCAUGGGCAAUCCAGCACGGCUAAGGUACGAGAAGAGCCUCACGAUGGGAUGCCUGCAUGCUGAAAGAACCGCCAGCCUGGCAGCUAACGGAAAGACUGCGUUCACUCGAAUCGUUGCCUGCAAGUGGGGUUCAACUAAUGAGGGGCAACUGUAAUACCGGCUGUCACACCCCCACCCAGUGUCCUGUCCACUUCCCAAUGUACUGUCCUCACUUCCAGCACAUGAGCACCACUUCAGCUUCACCGAGCAGUUUAAAGUUCGAAACAGAAAAUGAUCUUUGCAGUCAGACAGAAGACCACAAGCCACCGAUUCCCCCCCGCCCCCACCCCACCACCCUGCCUUCCAUGCAUCGAUGGUAUUCGCUCAGUUUUAAUCCUCACGUUGUGGCGCUUUCUUUGUUUUGUUGCAUUUUAUUUUUGGAGCCUGAGUGUGUUUUUCUCUAUUUUUCUAAGUGGCAUUACUAUGACAGAUGGUCUGAUUCCAUCCAAAUACUGACAAAAAUUCCAUUUUGAGUACAACAUGCAUUGCAUACGUGGUUUGCCUUAAAAUUCUUGUGGAAUCUGUUGUUCGUGUCGCUGAGGCUGGUGUGGCGUUUCUGUACGCUCACAUUCUUCUGUCUUUUUUGGAUAAGAUCAUUUUCUUUCUCGUUGUUGCUUUCGUUGUUUAAAUCAGAUCUCCCGUGGCCUUCUUCCUGAAUGUACCAUCCGAGUUUUAUUCUGGAUGUCAGCAUGCCAAAGCGAACUAUGCACUGUAUACCUGACCCGGUCACUGUGGUUAACUCUGAUGGUUUAUUCACGUAAAAUGUGCUGUUUACCCGUCCAACUCCGAAACCUUCCCAGCCCCUAAGCCUGACCCCUGUAUUGAAAUUGAUCGUGAAACUGAUGAACCUGUAAGUGGAAAUGUAGCAGCGUUUUGGCUUGUGUCGUAUCCCCUCCCCCUAUCUGACGUACGUAUGCGGGAACCGUAUGUACAUGGGAUUUAUGAGAUUGUGACUUAUCUAAGUGCGCAUGGCUUAACGAGCGACAAUCCCUUUCCAAACAAAACCGUUGAGUGAAAAAAAAAAAAGGAAGUGUUUUAACGUAUGUUGAGUUUCUCCUUUUAUCACCGUUUUACGUGCUGCUAAAAUAGUUUUCUAAGUUCAUAUCCUCAUUUCAGAAAG
Scleropages formosus (Asian bonytongue) is the source of this 7465-nucleotide messenger RNA. RefSeq names its product EMAP like 5 (gene eml5). The transcript is spliced from 44 exons. Gene Ontology annotation, molecular function: microtubule binding. The record is from RefSeq and is a predicted model, not a curated record. Lineage: Eukaryota; Metazoa; Chordata; Actinopteri; Osteoglossiformes; Osteoglossidae. The coding region runs from base 344 to 6268 and encodes 1974 amino acids.